AUGUCUAAGGAGAAUUCUCUCGCUGCUCUCAACCCCAUCACGACAACUUUCGACCCCGAGGUCAAUCCGCCGGCAUACACUGAAAUGAAAUUUCCACCUUUGUCAACUAACACUCUCUCGGCUUCUGAACGACUUAGAACUCGCAAAAGAUCAGGAGAAUUCCUGGAACAUCAAAACCCUCUGCACCUGCACCCACCAGUCGUACCACCAGUUGUUCCACCCGCCUCAAUAGACAUGGUGAAUAAGCAUAGAUCCCAUGUGGAGAUGGGCCCUGAGGCCGAUGAAGCGGCUCACGAAGGGGAGGAGGAUGUUUCUGUCGACCUUUCCUUCCCGGUGCCGGAGGCUAAAAUUACUCAAUGUUUCUUUGAUCGCAACAACAAGGAGUGGAAGAAUGCGGUGGUGAUUAAACCAUUCGAUGAGUCCAUCACCAUGGCUUGCCUGACCAAGAUGUGGCCUUUCAUGGCGGGGUGCAAUAUGAUGGAUCUAAAGAACGGACUCUAUCUCAUCCAUUUUCGGUUCCUGGGAACUAGCACUAGUUUCAUGGGAACCUUUAGGAGUAAUUCAUCAAAUUUGUUAGAUCUAGAAAAUGAUAUUCACAAAAUCCACCAAUACAGGAGAUACGGUAAGUGGAAGAACAGAGACUCAUUCCUUUCUUCCUUCUCGCAACUCAGUCAAAUAAGAAUGUCCACUACAAACUACCGGUUGAUUUCUAAGAUCACUUCCGGCUUUAGGACUUUUCUUGGUUAG
Molecule: messenger RNA, 747 nt
Organism: Striga asiatica
Lineage: Eukaryota; Viridiplantae; Streptophyta; Magnoliopsida; Lamiales; Orobanchaceae
Source: the annotation of a GenBank genome assembly